Molecule: messenger RNA, 2157 nt
Organism: Maudiozyma barnettii
Lineage: Eukaryota; Fungi; Ascomycota; Saccharomycetes; Saccharomycetales; Saccharomycetaceae
Exons: 1
Coding region: 1-2157 (718 amino acids)
Biological process (GO): phosphatidylinositol metabolic process
Molecular function (GO): phosphatidylinositol kinase activity
Source: RefSeq, a predicted model, not a curated record
AUGCGCAUAUCAGAUACCUCCUAUUCGAUGGAGUUGAACAGGGAUAUUUUAACCCCGAUCGAUUCCAGUAAUGAGACUCUGGCAUCCUCAUCCAAGAAUAACACCACAAGUAGUAAACUCAUACGAAGUCAAAAGAGUAUGACGAUGAGUGAUUUACGCAAUUUGUCCAAUAACUCUGAGACAAGUAGAUCAUCAUUGUCUACGCCGCAGAAGAAUAUGACGAUAUACAGAGAUUAUUCUAUCAGACCCAAAACUAAUGAUGCAGUGGAUGCAAUGGUACGAUCACAGACACAUUUAAAUAAUCCAAUGAGACCAAAUAUGAAAACAAAGAGUGUAUCCUCAGCCUCAAUUCUUAGGAGAAAUCAGGAUUCUAAAAUGAAACAUGCCAAGACUGUCUCUUCUACACCAAUAAAGAAUAAUGAUAAUAGCAAGAAUAACAACAACGUCCAUAGAAAUUCAAUGGACACGCAACGAGCAGUAAAAAGAAACACAGGAGAGUAUCAACGUUCUAAUAUUCUGUUCAAAUCACGUAGUCAUCAUUCACAGAUUUUCCCAGUUAUAGACCAUACUUUGGUAAGUCCUGAUGAAGCUACGAAGAGAGACAGAAGAUCUUCAACAUACACUAUGAGUUCGUUGCCUAUUUAUCAAUUGAAGGGGAGCAAACAUCUUCUGGAUUCUUCAUCAUCUUUACCACCGAUGAUAGAAUCUAAUACUACUACAACCACUACUACUACAAAUAGCUCAGCAUCCACAAUAGAUAUGGAUAGUAGUUUUGCCAGUACAUCAUCAAGAUUAAGCGUAAGACCAGGAAGUACAAAGGGACCCUUCAAUAUAGGGAAUGCCAAUACACCGAGAACUACAUUUAGUAGUCCGCUGCGAAGACAUUAUACAACUAUUAUAGAUGAUGAUCAAGAGGUCACCCAUGUGGCCGGCCACAGAAUAGGAGAAGGCGAUGUGAAUUUCAAUAUAGUAUACGAUAUGUUAACCGGUAUACGAUACACUGUUUCAUCACGAAUGAAGAGCACGCAGACUGACGUUCAAUUGACAAAUAAAGAUUUCUCAUUUAACAAUAAACUCGUAUUUGAUAGAAAAGGUAGUGAACCGUUGCAGGACUCAAUCCUGACCCAUUAUGAAUUUAAAUUUAAAGAUUAUGCUCCAAAAGUGUUCAAAGAUCUUAGAAAGACAUUUGGUCUUAAUGAAAAGGAUUAUCUUGAAUCCUUGACAUCAAAAUAUAUCCUGAACGAAUUGAAUUCACCUGGUAAGAGUGGUUCGUUUUUCUAUUAUUCAAGAGAUUAUAAAUACAUUAUCAAAACUAUUCAUCAUUCUGAACAUACACAUUUAAGAAAGACACUCCAACGAUAUUAUAAUUAUGUUAAGAGAAAUCCUAAUACCUUGAUAUGCCAAUUUUAUGGUCUUCAUAGAGUAAAAUUACCAAUUACUUUCCAGACAGGUAUCAAAAAUAAAAAAGUUUAUUUUAUUGUGAUGAAUAACCUAUUCCCACCAGAUAUACAAAUUGAUACCACUUUUGAUUUAAAGGGUUCACUCUGGGGUAGAUACACAAAGAUUCCUGACUAUUCACAUAGACAUGAUAAUGCCAAUACCAACCUAUUAAGUACCAGUACCAAUGGUAGCCGUAUAAUUUUGAAGGAUCUGAAUUGGCUAGAUCAAGAUGAGAAAUUACAUUUUGAUAGAACAUGCAAUAAAUUAUUGCUGAAACAAUUGAAAAAUGAUGUAGAUAUUCUAUCUAAACUAAAUACCAUGGAUUAUUCUCUGUUAGUUGGUGUCCAUUUUAUAGAGAGACCAGAGAAUGAUAUGACCGAUUUUGCUGAUCAAAGUUUCGGAAGGUUAGAUAAACCUGCUGUUCAGAAUUUUGUGAACAAAAAUGAUCCUUCUGGAUUACCAACCAAUCUAUUCACUCAUUUUGAUGGUGGCCUGCUCAGUAUUGAUACCACAUCAGAUGGAUCUCAAAUGAUAUAUUUCAUAGGAAUAAUUGAUUGCUUAACUAAUUAUUCUAUUGUUAAAAGACUGGAAACUUUUUGGAGAGGUAUAAAUCAUAAGCUUGAAGUAGUUAGUGCGAUACCACCUAAGAAUUAUGGAGAUCGUUUCUACAAAUUCAUAGAAAAUUCAAUAAGUAAUGACAAAGAACCAAGGAACUAG